Camelina sativa (false flax) is the source of this 552-nucleotide messenger RNA. Its product is annotated as putative F-box protein At4g21240. Lineage: Eukaryota; Viridiplantae; Streptophyta; Magnoliopsida; Brassicales; Brassicaceae. The record is from RefSeq and is a predicted model, not a curated record.
AUGAGUUUUGAUGUGAGGACUGAAAAAUUCAAGAUAAUCCAAACGCACAGUUGUAUGCUGUGCGAUGAAGUGGAGACUAACCCUUCACUAGUGAGCUACAAGGGAAAACUAGCUUGGGUUAUCUCAGAAUCAACGUCGUCUUACAGAUUAUGGAUUCUUGAAGAUACUGAAAAAGCAGAAUGGUCGUGCCAAGAUUUUCAUAUACCAUUUUCUCUAGAAGAUCCUGUUGUGAAAGAUAAUUACUUUUUAAGUGAUGUGACAGAAGAUGGUGAGUUUAUCUAUGUGUCGGUAUCAUGGCAAGAUAAAGAGAUUUAUGUGUCUUACUAUGAUCCAAAGAGAAAAACUCACAUGAGGAGGAGGAUCAAAAUUGAAGAUCUUGAUGAAGAUGAUGAUUUUUGGCUCCGUAAUAAAUCAUGUCGUGACGAUUGGAAGUUUCUUGGAACUCUAACGAAUCACAUAGGGAAUGUCAUGCCUCUAAACACAUUUCCUACUUCUUCACCUUCUGGCGCACGGCUUAAUAGAUACAUGCACACAGCGCUUAACCUUGGUUAG